This is a messenger RNA of Symbiodinium natans, 1269 nucleotides long. Lineage: Eukaryota; Dinophyceae; Suessiales; Symbiodiniaceae. The record is from the annotation of a GenBank genome assembly.
AUGGAUGAGUGUCCUGAGAUGCAUGUGGGCGACAUGGGCGAGAGACAGCCAGCUGACUUUGACAUUGCAGAAGGGGAUCUCUGGCAAGAUGGCUCCCUCAGUCAGGCUGCAUGCGAAGACGAUGACACGAACAUUCUGAAGAUUCUUUCAGACAUGAAGAAACGCUGGUUGCAGAUGAUCCAUUUCAUGAAGGAUCCGCUGGGGCACUUGCUAAAGUUUUCACUCUCACUUCACGCAAAGCAUGCGCAGGACAGGUGUUCUGGAGAGUUCCAGAAGGAGACCCGGACGCGGUGCCUUGCCUGGGGUUGGCGGUCUUCCAAGCAUGGUUGCCCAACGAAGAACCGGAGUAAAUCGGAGGUGCUCGUCGAAGCUGACGAUCCAAGUCUUGCUGAGGAUGAUGCAUGGGAUGUCUUGGAGGAAGACCUGGGUGAUUUCGUGGACGAAGAAGCCAUUAAGCAAGACUUGCUAGCCGAGAUUCAGACGAUGCGCGACAGCCUGGAGCUCAACUUUGCUCAUGCUCCAUAUGCGUCCGCGUUGAGUGCAGUGCGAUGUCAAGACAAAGAGCUUCUUGAAGAGGAGGAGGAGGAGGAUGCCACAGAGUGGGAAAUGUGGCAAGUCGACGAGGAGGAGUUCGGUGCCGUGGAAGAAACAGCAGCAGAAGCAGAGGACCAGCGUGCCCAGACGGCAGCUGCUUCUCGCCCAGCCCAGUCGCAAAACGCGGCGGGAGUCCGGAUGAUGCUCCCAUCCAGCAAGAAGAAGCCUAUGCCACCAUCAGAACCACCAAGUUGGUACCGUGCAGAUGCUGGCAAGGCAGACCGUCGUGAUGGCAAAGAGCUGAAGGGCACUUGGACUUCGCCCCCACAGACACGGGUCAAAGGUGGCAAAGGAAAGCAAGCCAAAGGCAAAGCGAAUGAGCGCAAGAGAAGGGUGGAGUAUGAUGGCGGGCAUGCCCCGCCCUUGAGGAGAAAGAGCUGGCCGGACAAAAGUCGGGUUGUGUUUCAGGCAGGUGAAAACUGGAAUGGUCAUGACAGAUCUGAUUCUGACUGGCACGGUUCAAGCCGGGGAGGGAGGAGCCGCGAAGGCACCAGACACGGAAAGUCAAAGUGCGACUGGUCGCAGGAUUGGACGGAUUGGAAGGCUUGGAGAGAUGAUGGCGACGGCGAAGGCACCGCCUUGGAGCAAAAGAAGCAGGAGCAGCAAAAGAGCGGCCGCGGCAGCCCUUCCAGCUCCACGAGAGUCACGAGAGGUUGGAGCUGGAAGCGCCGCUGA